AUGGGUACACUAUGCCCACCAGUGGGAUGUGCCCCAGCUGGCUACCAGCAUCAGGCUCUAUCACCGAUCAUGAGCACUGGGACCGAGGUGCGCACGUACACGACACUACCCAGCAGAACCACAGCUGCAGAGCCAGAAUUCCAGAAACAGGUUGUACGAAGCCUUCAUGUCAUCCAACUUAUGUUGCAGCAUCAUGGUGGUCAGCUCGACACUUUGGUAGCUGCAAAUGCAAAUCCAUCCAGUUGUGCAGGGAAGGUCAUCAUACCCACCUCCUUUGACAACCUGGACGACUUUAAACGGUUUAACAAGCGUCUCACCGAGGCAGAGAAAGUGAAUCUUGUAAGUGAGUUCCAGCAGCUUGGUGGAAACGAUGUGAAGAAAUGCACAUCUCGUGUCCUGAGCUACAUCAUCACACGUGAAGUUGGUCAGCACUACAGUUGGGAGGGACGUAGUGGGAAAGAGAAGUUCAUGGAAUUGAACGUAGCACCAGUCAUUAUCCAGGCAGUGAAAGACACGAGACGAGAAGGGAAGUGGAAGAAUUCCGACAUCGAAGACGCAAUUAAAAACUGGCUUCGCCACUGCCCCGGCACCGUGAAGAGGCGUGUGGAGCACACAGCUCGGCGUUCGAUCCAGCCAGCUGAGGUCAUACUCGCCAUACAGUCUGCUAUCAAAGAUUCUGGGCCCUCUACAGCUGACUUGAUGUACGGCUCGCCACUACGUCUUCCAGGAGAAUUAUUCUAUGCCUCACCAGCGAGUCGUCCCCUUCCUGAUGUGCGAGACUUCCCCACACGGCUCUCGCUCUUCUGUUCCGCCCUGUGUAUGCUUCAUUUCAUGCAUCUCGAUGCUAAUCCGCUGUGGGCCGCGACACCAGAGCAACGUGCUCCCCUGCUGGUUUUGGCAGUCGCGGCAGCAGACGCCAGUGCACGUUUCAGCUGCCGUCUCUCUCUCGCUCCUGUGCCGGUUGCGGCACCGCAGGCCACGACUAAGACGCCACCUCCACGUGCAAACCAUAAGCCAGUCUACAGCCAUAAGCUAGCCACUGUCUACAUGAGUCCCGACCGGUGA
Molecule: messenger RNA, 1065 nt
Organism: Ornithodoros turicata
Lineage: Eukaryota; Metazoa; Arthropoda; Arachnida; Ixodida; Argasidae
Exons: 7
Coding region: 1-1065 (354 amino acids)
Source: RefSeq, a predicted model, not a curated record